Vitis riparia (riverbank grape) is the source of this 1225-nucleotide messenger RNA. Its product is annotated as exosome complex component RRP4 homolog. Gene Ontology annotation, biological process: CUT catabolic process; U4 snRNA 3'-end processing; TRAMP-dependent tRNA surveillance pathway. NCBI's taxonomy places the organism in Eukaryota, Viridiplantae, Streptophyta, Magnoliopsida, Vitales, Vitaceae. The record is from RefSeq and is a predicted model, not a curated record. The transcript is spliced from 7 exons. Gene Ontology annotation, molecular function: RNA binding. Gene Ontology annotation, cellular component: cytoplasmic exosome (RNase complex); nuclear exosome (RNase complex). The coding region runs from base 22 to 1014 and encodes 330 amino acids.
UUGUUUUUGCAGAAGAGAGAGAUGAGAGGGUUUCAGCUUUCUCUGAAUCAAACUCAGAAGCUGAGGCUACAGAGAGCGCUGGAACAGCUUGAGUCUUUGUCUUCUAAAGCCAAUUCCAAUGCCUCCGUCGCCGUUGCCGACACCAUCCCCGUCAACUACGAAGACGGCGUUCUCAAGGGACACGGCACCUUAGAGCUCGAUGGUGAAGUGGUUGCGACACUGUGUGGAGUGGUUGAACGUGUGAAUAAGCUGGUCUAUAUCCGGACUUUGCGGGCAAGAUACAAGCCAGAGACUGGAGAUAUCAUAGUGGGACGUGUUACAGAGAUUGCUCCUAAGCGUUGGAGAUUGGAUAUAAAUUUUAGCCAAGAUGCAGUUUUGAUGCUUUCUUCCAUGAACUUGCCUGAUGGUAUCCAGAGGCGACGAACUGCAGUCGAUGAACUUAAUAUGCGCAGCAUUUUUGAAGAGAACGACAUUGUGUGUGCUGAAGUUCGCGGUUUCCAGCAUGAUGGCAGCUUACAUCUUCAAGCAAGGAGUCAGAAGUAUGGAAAGCUUGAGAGGGGUCAAGUUCUCACAAUCUCUCCUUACUUAGUGAAAAGACGAAAACAGCAUCUUCAUUAUCUGGAAGAGUUUGGAGUUGAUUUGAUACUCGGCUGUAAUGGAUUCAUCUGGGUUGGGGAACACGUUGAAGCCAAAGGUACACUGAUAGAGGAUCAAACAGACAAAGCUGAACAACUGAACACCAAGUCCAGUAGUAGUACCUUCAUGAGUCUUGAAGAACAAGAACGAACUUACACCUCCCUGGAAACAAGGCAGAACAUAUGCAGAAUUGCAAAUGCUGUUCGGGUCUUGGCUAAUUUAGGCUUCAGUGUUACUGUUGAAGUGAUCAAGGAGACGGUCAACCUGAGCAGCUCUCUGAAUCUUGAUAUACAUGAGAUGCUUGGAUCAGAGUUCUAUGUUCUAGUUGCAGAAGGUGAGGCUACACGGAAAAGCAUGUUUACCAAAAAGAAGGGAUGAUCCUGGUCUAUGGAUACCGAACUAGUGAUCAGAGGAGUUUUGUUUCUUCCUUUUUAUUUUUAUUUACAUAUUUAUGAAAAUUAGAAUGAUUUGAUAACAGAUCGGAAAGAAUCAUCAUGUACCUUUAAGUAAAACCGCCCUUAUUUAAGAGUUGUAACUGUUACAAAGAGAUGCAGAUUCAUUGUUUAAAAAGAUGGCUACUUCAUGGUGA